GAUAAUGCCAACCAGAAGCUUAACAUGGCUACAGAUAUGGAUUCAGAUCAGGUUGGUAAUGCUAGAGAGACAAUGGCAGAAGCAAUGGACUAUGGGAAAGACAAAGCAGCCAAUGCCUAUGACGAAGCUAGGCAGAAGAUAAGAAUAGCUUCAGGCAUGGCUUCAGAUGGCGGCUAUGAUGCCAAGAAGACAAUUGCUGAUGGAAUGGAGUACGGAAGAGAUAAAGCAGCCAAUGCCUAUGAUCAAGCCACCCAGAAGUUUGAGAUGGCUUCAAAUGUGGCUUCCAACAAAACCGAUGAUGUCAAAGAAACAAUGACAGGAGCUAUGCAAUAUGUAAGAGACAAAGUGGCCAAUGCCUAUGAGGAAGGAAGUCAAAAAAUGAAUACAGCUUCCAAUGAUGUCUCUCAUGUCAAAGAGAAUAUGGCUGGGGCAGUAAAUUAUGGAAGUGAUAAAGAAUCAAAUGCCUGGGAUGAAGCUAAAGAGAUGGCAGCAGGAUCAAUGGGUUAUGGAAAAGAUAGAGUUGCCAAUGCCUAUGAUGAAGCUAAGAUCGAGGUAGGAGAAACGUAUGCAUCAGCCAAGGAGACCAUGAAUGAAGAGGCUAAGGCUAAGUAUGAGGCAGCCAAAGAGAAGGCUUCGCAGGCUGUGGGUGAUCUUGGAGCUAGGAUGAGAGUGAAUAGCGCAGAACUUUGAGUGGAGCUACAUUUGCUGACUUUGUGAAGCUAUCUGUAAGUCAUGACCGUUUUUAUUUCUUUCCUGUUCUUGAAACAUACUCUUUUUUAGGAUACAUGCAGACAUAGGCAUAUAGACCUUGAAGAAAUAAUUCGUGGAUUGUCUGUUGCUCAUUUCGGUAGUAUAUUUGAAAAAAAAAAAAAAAAGAAAUUGGAAGUAUAUUGAACACAUACUGUAUUACCCAUAACAAAUUUCAUUUAUUUUUUAAAAGCAAAUUUCAUUUAUUUUUUAACCUCAAAAUUCUAGUGCAUAGAGAA
Messenger RNA from Durio zibethinus, 986 nucleotides. RefSeq lists its product as uncharacterized. NCBI's taxonomy places the organism in Eukaryota, Viridiplantae, Streptophyta, Magnoliopsida, Malvales, Malvaceae. The record is from RefSeq and is a predicted model, not a curated record.